AUGUCUACCCUCACUAUGCCUUUCCCCAACCCUCACACUGGAUUCCACCGCGAGUUUGCCUGGCAGGAGCCUCGCCCUUCCGAGCCCAUGCACCGACCCCGCCAUGAACCAGAGAAGGUUGCGUUGCCAUCAAUUCGCCAGGCUAUUCCAGAGCUCCAUUUACGCAUUCAACAAGAUGGUGCUACCCGGACACCAUCCGUCACUUCGCCGAUCUCUGGGCCGAGUCAGGUCAUGACUCCUCCAGAGUACGUUCACUCACCGAAUCAAAACAAGAGGCGCCGCCUGUCAUUCGACGAUGAAAGAGACAGCGAGAGACCAAGCCAAAUUCCUCGUCUCUAUGCUAGUCCAUCACGGGCCUAUUCUCGACACCAAUCUCCUCCUCUGACACACCGACCAGCCCCGGAGCCUUGGAAUUCGUCAGGGAGGACAAGCCCAUAUAUGAAACACGGUACUCUGCCGUCAAUGGUAUCUCCGGGAGCUGCUGAAGUUAGAGAACGCAUGGAACCACGGCUCAGCCUACCAAGUCUUCCCCAGCUAGACUUUGAGCGCAAUGCCGAUCAAAUGCCUCGUAUGAGGAGCCUUUCUCGCGAUGACUACGUGCAAGAGCACACGAGGCCUCCAUUGGGUCACCCGACCGGGCCGCCAAUGGAAACUGCCACACCUAUUUAUCGUCAAGCCGGUUAUGACUACGCCUAUCACCACCCCACCCGAGUACAGUCGUUAUCAUUGGAGGACGAGAAACAGGAACUCAUGCGGCAAACCGGGCUGCAGAUGAAUCAAAUCUCCAACUGGUUCAUCAACGCUCGCCGCCGGCAAUUGCCCACGUUGAUCAACAACGCUACUGCUGAGUCUAAUGCUAUGGCUGGUCGCAGCAGCAACGGCAAAGUUCUUCCAUCAACUGAGAGAGUGGAUUUCGAACACGACAGCAAGCGCAGCAGCGUACCUCUGAGCGACGGAGACGGCAGCAACUUCGACGAUGUUGACAUGGACACGCUUUCUCGGCGCAGAUCCGCCAAUAUGAAGCGUGGCAGCGUUUGA
This is a messenger RNA of Neoarthrinium moseri, 1038 nucleotides long. RefSeq lists its product as uncharacterized. Bases 1 to 1038 code for a protein of 345 amino acids. The record is from RefSeq and is a predicted model, not a curated record. Gene Ontology annotation, biological process: regulation of DNA-templated transcription. Gene Ontology annotation, molecular function: DNA binding. The transcript is spliced from 4 exons. Lineage: Eukaryota; Fungi; Ascomycota; Sordariomycetes; Amphisphaeriales; Apiosporaceae.